AUGGCAACCACAGCAAACUAUGGACCUAUGGAGCUGGCGAUGCGUACAAAACUUACAGAUGCACUGCAACCGUCCUACCUGGAAGUGAAUAACGAUUCGCACCUGCACAGACAUCAUGCGGCUAUGAAGGGGAAUACGUCUCCAGAGACGCACUUCCGUGUUGUUGUCGUGUCAGAGCGUUUCGAGGGCGAGCGGCUAGCUGCAAGGCAUCGCAUCAUCUAUGGACUUCUCAAGGAGGAAAUGGCACAAGAAGGUGGCAUUCACGCUUUGCAAUUACGCUGCAAGACACGCGCCGAGCAAGAUCGAGACGGAUUGCCAUCAUCAAAACCAGAGACCUGCAAGAACAAAGGUACCUGA
This is a messenger RNA of Protomyces lactucae-debilis, 357 nucleotides long. RefSeq names its product bola domain-containing protein. NCBI's taxonomy places the organism in Eukaryota, Fungi, Ascomycota, Taphrinomycetes, Taphrinales, Protomycetaceae. The transcript is spliced from 2 exons. The record is from RefSeq and is a predicted model, not a curated record. Bases 1 to 357 code for a protein of 118 amino acids.